Liolophura sinensis is the source of this 1859-nucleotide messenger RNA. RefSeq names its product mannose-P-dolichol utilization defect 1 protein-like. NCBI's taxonomy places the organism in Eukaryota, Metazoa, Mollusca, Polyplacophora, Chitonida, Chitonidae. The record is from RefSeq and is a predicted model, not a curated record. Bases 2 to 799 code for a protein of 265 amino acids. Gene Ontology annotation, biological process: oligosaccharide biosynthetic process. The transcript is spliced from 5 exons.
UAUGGAGAACACAGCGACUAGCAUCAUUCCUUCGGUUUUGGAACCAUGGGUCCAAAUUGUCGUUCCACAACCGUGUUACGACAGAUUUUUCAUCGACCUCGAUUUCCUUAAUGUGCUUUGUCUAAAGGUGGUGUUGAGUAAAUCCCUGGGUUUUGCCAUAAUUCUUGGAUCAGUUCUGGUGAAGCUUCCACAGAUUCUAAAGAUAAUCAGUGCUAAGAGUGCAGAGGGAAUCAGCUUUGUGGGGGUCAUCCUGGAACUGGCAGCUAUCUCCUCAACAGCGGCUUAUGGAUUUGCUCACAGCUUUCCUUUUAGUGCAUAUGGGGAAGCCUUGUUCCUGGUCAUUCAGACAGUUCUCAUAGGCUUCCUCGUGCUGUUCUUUGGUGGUCAAGCCUUUCAGGCCUUCCUCUUCCUGGCAGUCUAUGGCGGCAUCAUGGCCUACCUCAUGUCCCCGAUGGCUCCCCUGACACUGCUGGCAUAUCUACAGGCCAGCAAUAUAAUCAUUGUUUUAGCUAGUAAAUUGAUCCAGGCCAGUACAAAUUAUCGUAACAGCAGCACAGGCCAGUUGUCUGCCAUCACGGUUGGACUUUUAUUUUUGGGAUCAGUUGCCCGAAUUUUCACUUCUGCUCAGGAAACUGGGGACCAACUUAUUGUGCUGACGUACAUCGUGGCUACAGCUUGUAACGGUCUUAUCGUUUCUCAGAUGGCAUAUUACUGGAAGUCACCCCCCCAAACAGAAGAAACAGUAAACAGGGGAGAUAACUGUACCGUGGACAAAAUGAUUCCACUUUACACAGAGUAGUCUUUUUUUUUAAUGUGUAUGUAUAUAAUGAAAUAGCUCACUUUUUUAAGAUAGGGGAGUGAUUCACAAACUGCACACAGUGUUAGGUCAUGUAUCUACAGUGUCAAUGUAAUACUCUCAAAACAAAUGCAUGGACGUAACAUUAUGAUUGUACUGUAAAAUGGCCGAUUGUCAGACAUGAGGUAAUGGAUUGUGAUGCACAUAUAAUAGCCACCCGGAAACAAGCAAAAUUAAGGGUAAGCAAGCCUUUUUGUUUUCACUAAAAUCAAACAAAACCCAGUUCCCCUUAUUUCAGAUAAUGCUCAAAAGCUUUUAACAAGAGGGUAUUCAAUACAGCACGGUCACAAACAUUCCCGUCCACCCCUUUGAUAAUUUUCAGUAAGUUGUUGUUGCACACAUUUGAACAUACAUGUUCAUGAACGACCAAAGCAGGGGGGUGUUCUGGCAAAAGUAUUUGUAUCAGCAUAGUUAGCUUGCUUUUCGCGUGCUCUGUCAUGAAUGACUCAUGAUAAACAUACCUCAUCUCUAUGUUCAGUUACUUGGAAAAGUUUCAGUAAGGAAAACCUACAGAUUUUGUAUGUUCUUAACUCUCGGCCUUAUUUACUUACCAACCGUGAGUAAAAGUCAUAGUAUAUGUAUUGGCUGAUUUGACAGUCAUUUUUCCCUCUUCUCUGAAAUAUUGCAGUUCCUCCUUGAUCACUCGAUUUGGUCACUUACAAUCCAAACGGUAAAGAACACUUUUAUCACAAAAUUGCUGCACACUUGAGUAAUUAUUGUAGAUUGAAUGCGUUGUAAAAAAUCAGUGAAGACUUUUUAUCAUUAGUUAAGAUAAAUUCAGUUGAAUUUGAGCACUAAAAAUGAUUUACUACAUGUAUUGAAAUAAUGCAUUUUCUUCCAAUCCCAACUUUUUAUAUUUAUAUGAAAGGCCUUAAGGUGUUUAUUUAAGUAUAUGUAGGAAUAUAUAUACGUGUUUAAAUUAAGAUGUUAUUUUUGUGAUAAUAUAACUCCAGAUCAUCUCCUUGUCAGGUAUUUCUGUGUUUGUGAACAUGUUCAUAUUAAA